AUGCCAGGAAUUUCAUCUCCCUCAUCUCAGACAAGAUUUGGGCAUAGAACCCAUUCGAUAAUCGCACCCGAAUGCCCAUGGCAUCACAUCGGGGUGGACUGGCUCAGCAACCUCGUACCCUGUCCGUCAUGCCAGACCGUCGAAGACUAUCUCCGCUCCCUGCUGCGCCCGUCGAUUCCUAAUCUCAUCCAGAUCAUUGAGCAGUACGAGGCUUCUGGAAAGAAACCCGCUCCGACAUGCCAGUGUGCAGCUAGUCAACCGCAGCCAGCGCCAACAGAGCCUGCCCCCCUUCCCGAAGCGACCUGCCUCCUGAACGAAGACGACGACUGGGUCUUCAACAUCGUGACGCCCUCCACCGCCUGCGUGCAGUGGAUCAAGGACCGCCUGCAGGAGACGUACAUCGAACAGACCCUGAGGACGAGCUGGAAGAGAUACAUGAACUUCUUCGACGUGCAGAACAAGCUGUGGGCCACAGCGAACACGGGUUUUACGCCCUGGGCCCAGUUCCCCCGUAAGAAGAGCCCGCUCGUGCCGCAGACAGUCAGCGACAUCACCUUCGGACCCUGCGAGCUGGGGCCCAAGCAACACCGCAGCCUGAACAUUGUGCUCAAGUGGGCGCAGCUCGACACCAAGGUUUCCGAGAAAGCCCUACGGUGGCUGUACUACCUGGACCGCCCAGCCGCGAGACCCGUCGAGUAUAACCGCGGUCCGCCUUUGACUCCGUCGAUCGGAACCAUGGUCCGCCAGCCUGAUUUCCAGGAUGAAGAUGCCCUCGCUCUGUGGGCCAACUGUACCGACUGCGAGGUCCUCGUCAACACCGAGGCGGACCUGUCUUGGGGCAACUUUGAACGUUCCGCGGAGAAGACACGCCAGCUGCAAGGACUCCAAGGGGUCACAGUGCUCUUCCUCGGCUGUGUUGUGAUCAACGACAAUGCCGCGUGCAGCAAGCUCCUUUUGAUGAGGGAAACCGGCUACUGGAUCCUCGAGGACCUGAUCCGGCACGAUUUCCUAGAUGUUCUGGAUGGGAGGUUUGACGACUGUCUUCUGCCUCUUCUGCAGACAGCUAUGACUGCAGGUCCUGAAUGGAGUCUCCAGGAGCUCUGCGAACACCUAUCCCGCUGGUUCAUUGUUUGGACCCGACUGUCAGGCUACGAUGGCUCGCCUUCCCACAGCCACACGGCUUUCAAGGCUCUUCUGGUGUACCUUUCGAACAUCGCAACUUCCGAGCGCGGUAGUGGUGCACGUCGUCUGUUUGCCCCUCAAACGUCUGAGGGAUGGGAAGACACAGCCGAUGUGGCGGCCAUGGGAACUGUGUAUGGUUGUGCAGUAGGCACGUUGACGAUGCUGUCUCUGAAAAGCAUCACAGAGCGCAUGCAGCUUUCCGACGUACCACCCUCGCCCGUCAAAACGAACGCGGAAUCACCCCAGCUUGGCAGCAAGAUUUUGCAGGCAAUCUUGUCCUCAAACCAGGAUACCUGUGGCGCAGACGAAUCUGUCCUCAUGGGGGGAUCCAGCUGCAAACUGCCGCCACAGUAUCACGGCGACGUAUUGGCAUUGUCUCGCUUUCUUCAACAUCUCCGAGCAAGCGUCAAUUCCGUUGCUCUAUCCUAUCAGAGUGUUUUGGACGGCGAGCGCCUCGUUCAGGCAAUCCAAGCCGCCUUCUCAUCCGUCGUCGCGAAGCACGUAUCUCUGGAGAAUACCAGCGUCCAUCAAUUCUUCGGAACAGAGCACAUGGCCCCUAUGACGGGCACCGGUCACCAUGCAUCGUUUCGGGACGAACUUGCUCGAUGGUACAACGCCGGGUUCGCCGUGGAGGCCUUCCGGGACCUGGCUUCCUUGGAAGUUUGUAACCACUCCGAGGAAGAUCUCAGAACCGACUCUCGUUUCCACGAUUGUUGGGCAGGAGAAGCUUCGAGACCCACCCGAUCGGACGAUGAGCCGCCUGCAGCCGACACAGACUGGCAGCCUUCGGAAGGCCACCAACCACUAGGAACGGCCCCGGUUGUCACUGCGACGCCUUGGAUACCUCGCACCAGCACACCUGAGCUCAUGUUGGGCUCCGCGGCCGGCUCAGUUACCCCAGGAUCCUCCGGCGGACCAGUAACUCCGUCGACAUCGAUCUGCUCUCGCUCUCCCAAGUCAUCGCUGGCACCUGAGACAUUGGGCACGCGGUCGGCAGCUCCUCCUUCCCGCCUGACGGUCGACGAUGGCAUUCCUCCGCACAAUGUUGUGAAGGUGAAGAAAACGGAGAAACAGAAUAGCCUGAUGGCUGUCGUCGAAUCUGCCAGCAGUCCAGAGGUUCCCGCGCGCAAGGUGAUGGGGGCAGCCCAUCCGGGAGAUGUUGAACCCUCCACGGCGAAUGUGGUCGAGACGUACCUGCCCAACCACCCAGAAACAAUCACCACUUCUCCUCCAGUUCCCGACAUCCCAGGAACGAGGAGGGCGGGCAGUCUCUCAGAGGAGAGCACUCAGGGAGCGGUCGGCCAUGUGCAUGUCAAGCCCGGAUGGAAGGCACUCGUGUUCGUCUUGGCUUCGGCUGUAUCGGCCUUUCUGGUCGGCAUGUGCUUGGGCGCCUACUUCCAAUCUCGCAACGCUUAUUCCACACUCCCCAGUCACCAUCACACACAGAUGCCGGCAGCACGAGUGCGAGAUGCGUUCACCUGGGGCGGCUCCACAACAUAUAGCAGAGGAAGUAUUGUGUGCAUUGUUGGCUCUCCCAUGGAGGGUUUCUACGAGGUUCUCAACAUCAAGGGCGACAGGGAUGUGAGUACCCUUCCUGCUGCGGAACGAAACUGA
Messenger RNA from Trichosporon asahii var. asahii CBS 2479, 2796 nucleotides. RefSeq lists its product as uncharacterized. The record is from RefSeq and is a predicted model, not a curated record. Bases 1 to 2796 code for a protein of 931 amino acids. The transcript has 2 exons. Lineage: Eukaryota; Fungi; Basidiomycota; Tremellomycetes; Trichosporonales; Trichosporonaceae.